AUGAAGGCCAUCCUUCUUCUCUUUCUUGCCAUUACCAAUAUUGAGCAAUCUCCUGCACAUGAUCCAGUUGAUGAAGCUGGCAUUGCAAACCAUGACAUUGCAAUUCUCAAUGUACUUGGCAAUUUCGAGGUAAAGGACAGUGGCUGUCUAGAUAAUCCCAAUCACCACUACAAUUUAACAAGAAGCUGCAGGGAGCUCAAAGAGAAACAUCAUGUCACCCAAGAUGGUAUCCAACUCUUGGUAAGCAGCAAUGGUGAAAUCUACCAGGCCUUUUGUGACAUGACCAGCAAUGGAGGUGGUUGGACUCUUGUCGCAAGCAUCCAUGAGAACAACAUAAAUGGGAAAUGCACCAUUGGGGACCGCUGGUCCAGCCAACAAGGGAAUAAUGCUAAUGUCCCAGCAGGAGACAAGUCAUGGUCCAACUAUGUGACAUUUGGUUCACCAGAAGGAGCGACAGGUGAUGACAUGAAGAACCCAGGUUACUAUGACAUAACAGCUUCAGACAUAUCUGUUUGGCAUGUGCCCAAUGACACACCCCUAAAAAACUGGAAAGAUGCAGCAAUCCUUCGCUAUCACACUGAAACCAACUUCCUACAACUGUACGGGGGAAAUCUGUGUCAGCUUUUCAGACAAUACCCUUUAGAAUAUAACAAAGGAAUAUGUCCAGGUGAUAACGGACCUUCAAGUCCCAUCAGUUAUGACUUCGGCAAUGGGGAGAAGAUAAGAACUUUUUAUGGGCCUCUUGCCCAUGGUGAAUUUGAACCCGGCUUUGUGCAAUUCAGAGUGUUCAACAAUGAAAAGGCAGCACUAGCCAUGUGCUCUGGAGUGAAAUAUAAUGCAUGCAAUUCGGAACAUGUUUGUAUCGGAGGCGGAGGAUACUUUCCUGAGAGAUCGCCAAGUCAGUGUGGAGAUUUCACAGCAUUUGACUGGAAUGGUCAUGGCACAGGACAAUUAUGGAGUGCAUCUAAGGAGAUCUCAGAAGCAGCUGUCUUGAUAUUCUACCGUUAA
Molecule: messenger RNA, 1008 nt
Organism: Carcharodon carcharias (great white shark)
Lineage: Eukaryota; Metazoa; Chordata; Chondrichthyes; Lamniformes; Lamnidae
Product: intelectin-1a-like
Exons: 7
Coding region: 1-1008 (335 amino acids)
Molecular function (GO): oligosaccharide binding
Source: RefSeq, a predicted model, not a curated record